CGAUCCAGAAAAUAUCUUUUUUGCAAAUAAACAAACAACCACCGAAAAAACGAAAAAAACGACUAUUUCCAUCAGUGAUUGAACAAGAAACCCAUAUGUGCUAUAAAUAGUGGAUACAAGAGGAACAAGAGCAACAAAAAAAAAAAAACAAAUCUGAAAUAAAACAUAAUAUGACUAACCGAAAAACAUUUGAAAAAUUAUGAUUUGUGUUCCACAGUUGAAAUUUUUCGUAUAAUUUACACAUACAAUCGGACUGGACACAGUGUUUUCUUGUUAUUUCGAGAAUGACGAAAUGAUUAAUUGAGUUCUAACUGAGAAAAACGUUCGCUAAAAAUAUUCUAAUAAUUAAAAAAAAAAUGGAUCGGUCAAUGUACGGGAAAGUGGAGACUGGUGCAAGACAGCCCUAUAGAUGCACCAUAAGGGAGAAGGGUAUUUUGCCAGGAUAUGCACUGUUGGCAGACCUCCAAAAUGGUGUACCUGGUCACCAGAAUAAUUCAAUUCAUAACGGCACAUCAUCAGUUCCAGGUUAUGGUUCACUAAGAACGAAACAACAAUCUCCACAGUCGCCAUCGUAUCAAACGCAAAAAGUGGUCACGGAGACUCGUUCAUCGCCUGUUUACAAUAACGGCGGACCAUACCAUCAAGGAUCACUAUCACGUGGCAACACUCCGCAUAAUUCACUUCCCAGGUCUAGUACGCCGCAACAGAAUCCGGGUAAUCUAUCGGAAUUGGAUACGCUACUGCAAGACUUGAGCAGUGCCCGCUACGGAUCGAAUCUUGAACGUAAUGCAAAUGGAUCGGUCAGUCCAUCACCAAAUGUACUUAGUGAUUCAAUUAAACGGCCAUCGGUGGAUAGCUUACUGGAUGAAUUGAGUAAUGCACACAAUAGUGGACCAAUUUAUGCUGUUCCGAAUGGAGCUCCUUCUCAGAGUGUGAAAGGACCAGCUGGCGGUAAACAUGUCACAAUUACAGUUAGGGAAACGAAGACAGAACGACUUACUCCCGUGAACACUCCUAGUCCCCAAGCCAAUGUCGAAAGACAAAUCGUUCAAACACAACAGUCGGGAGCACCGUUUGCUUCAUCUGCCACAAAGGAAUUGGACGAUUUGAUGGCAUCGUUAUCCGACUUUAAGAUUAACUCCAGCUCUCAUCAGCACCAGACGGUUACGGAAUACGCGAAGCCAACGAAAGGUAUUUCGUUCAGUCAUUCAGAGACGACAACAACUCAAACAGUACAACGUGAUCAGUUGGAUUCUAUGCUAGGAAACCUACAAGCCGAUAUGAGUCGCCAAGGAGUAACUACUAGCCAGAAGGGAUGCUGUAACGCCUGCGAUAAGCCAAUUGUUGGUCAAGUGAUCACAGCUCUUGGCAAGACCUGGCAUCCGGAGCAUUUCACUUGCAACCAUUGCAACCAGGAAUUGGGCACAAGAAAUUUCUUCGAACGUGACGGUCAUCCAUACUGCGAACCGGAUUACCACAAUUUGUUCAGUCCACGAUGUGCUUAUUGCAAUGGUGCCAUCUUAGAUAAAUGUGUAACUGCCUUGGAGAAAACCUGGCACACGGAACAUUUCUUCUGCGCCCAGUGCGGUCAACCGUUCGGCGAAGACGGUUUUCAUGAACGCGAUGGCAAACCAUAUUGUCGGAACGACUAUUUCGAUAUGUUUGCACCAAAGUGUAAUGGCUGCAAUCGGGCUAUUAUGGAAAAUUAUAUUUCUGCAUUGAAUUCACAAUGGCAUCCGGAUUGUUUUGUGUGCAGGGAUUGCCGUCAACCCUUCCAAGGUGGAUCAUUCUUUGACCACGAAGGCCUGCCAUAUUGCGAAACGCAUUACCACGCGAAACGUGGCUCCCUGUGUGCUGGCUGCUCGAAACCCAUAACUGGACGAUGUAUAACAGCCAUGUUUAGGAAAUUCCAUCCGGAACAUUUCGUGUGCGCCUUCUGUCUUAAAGCAUUGAACAAAGGCACGUUCAAGGAACAAAACGACAAGCCAUACUGCCAUGGAUGUUUCGACAAACUGUUCGGAUAGAUGUUGCAGCUUUAUAAUGAAACAGUGUGAGAGUGGAGGGAAAUGGAAUUAAUUAAGUGAAGGAAGGAAAAAAAACCGGUCGAAAUAUUUUACGGAUCUAACCAUCGUUUCUAAACACAAAAUAACAUUUUCGCUUAAAGAUGAGAGAAGGAAAAAAAUAAAAACAAAAGAAAAUCAAACCGGAAUCGAAGUCAAUUCUACAAGUACGUAACCUUUCACAAACGGCCUGAUAUCUGUUAUCGACAACCAUUGUCAACAAUAAAGCAAUGACCUUCGGUCUUACAUAGUCAAAUGAAUGUUUAAACAAAUGAAGUAAAAGAUUUUGUAUCCAAAACAGUAUACGAAAGUUUCAAUGAUUUUGCCGUUUCUGAAAGGUUCGUACACAAUGCACACAUCUAAACUAGUGGAUACAGUCGUAAGAAAGCAAUGCGAUCCAGUGGUUUUAGUCUUUGUUAAUCAA
Messenger RNA from Bradysia coprophila, 2484 nucleotides. RefSeq names its product paxillin (gene Pax). The record is from RefSeq and is a predicted model, not a curated record. Lineage: Eukaryota; Metazoa; Arthropoda; Insecta; Diptera; Sciaridae.